Elaeis guineensis (African oil palm) is the source of this 1920-nucleotide messenger RNA. Its product is annotated as F-box/kelch-repeat protein SKIP6. Lineage: Eukaryota; Viridiplantae; Streptophyta; Magnoliopsida; Arecales; Arecaceae. Gene Ontology annotation, molecular function: protein binding. The record is from RefSeq and is a predicted model, not a curated record.
UCAUCCCCUGGUAUGUGAUAUCUAGAGUUUGCUUGGUGGAUGAUACUCUCAUGUGAUUCGUCAUAUUUAUUAUGAGGCAAAUUGUAUAAUGGAUUAGAUGGCCCCAUUUGUUGCUCACCACUCCCAUGGGAUUUGGAGUGAUGUUUUUCUUUUGCUUUUAUCUUUCAAAGAUAUCUUUAUUUCUAAUCUUUUAGAUUGUAUUCAUAAAGAAUUAUUCAUCUUACCCAAAAAAAAAAAUAAAUAAAUUAUACAAAUCGACCAACACUGCCAAUGCUCUGCAAUAUGAUGCAAUCUCAUUGAUAUUUGCCUUUGGCGAUGCCUUUGCGGUUUCAAUUUGAGGAAACAUCUCUUUCAUCUUCUUUUCUUUCUUUUCUUUUUAACAUUUUUUUUUUUUCCCAAACCUUCCGAACCUUUCCCUCAGAAUUUAUUCAUGGGUCUAAAAUCUGGUCUUCUCACUCUCUCUUCUCCUCCUUGCUCCACUCCUCUCCGCUGGUAAGUUAACGAUGGCCGAUUUCGCCGAUGGGUCCCCGGUCGGCCCCCUCAUCCCCCAGCUCCCGGACGACCUCUCGGUCCGGUGCAUCGCCCGGGUGCCCCGAUCCUCUCACUCGGCCCUGGCCCUUGUGUCGCGAUCCUGGCGCUCCCUCCUCCGCUCCCCGCUCUUCGUUGCCCUCCGAUCCGACCUUGGCAUCGCCCAACCCUUCCUCUGCCUCAACGUCCGCACACCGACGGCCCAGUCCUGCUGGUACCUCCUCGACCCCGCAGACCGCCAGAACCCCAUCCUCCUACCCGCCCCGCGGCUCCCAGCCGUCGGCUCCGCCUGUGCUGCUCUCGGCCCCACCAUCUUCGUCCUUGGUGGCUCCCUCCACGGCGUCCCCUCCACUGCCGUCCAGCUCUUCGACGCCCGCCUCCGCCGCUGGUCCCUCGGCCCCCGCAUGUCCGCCGCCCGGGAGUUCGCCGCCGCGGGCGCCCUCGGAGGCCGGAUCUACGUCAUCGGCGGUUGCCUCCCGCCGGCCGAUGCCUGGGCCGAGGCCCUCGACCCCGCCUCCGCCGCUUGGUCCAUUGUUCCCAGCCCGCCCCACCUCCGAGAGAAGUGGAUGCAUGGCAGCGCCGUCCUUUCCGGGAGGGUCCUUGCGGUGGCAGACCGAGGCGGGGUGGUGUACGAUCCGGCGGCGGAACUGCCGUGGGGCUCUGUGCCGGCGGCGCUCGACCUCGGGUGGAGGGGGAGGGCGGCGGUCGUGGGAGGGAUUCUGUACUCAUACGAUUACCUAGGGAAGAUAAGAGGCUACGAUCUGGGGGCCGAUGAAUGGAAGCAGGUGGAGGGGGUGGAGAGGGAGUUGCCCAAAUUCUUGUGCGGCGCCACUCUGGCGAACUUGGGGGGAUUGCUCUGCCUUGUAUGGGAAGGGAAGAGGAGAUGGAGGAGUGGUAGCAAGGAAAUGGAGAUUGAGUGGGCGGGAAUCAAGGUCUCGAAGACUGACGGUGGAGGGCUGCGAGGUUCAAUUGUGUGGUCGGAAUCUGUCAGUCUGGCAGUCCCAAAGGGGUCCUCUGUUGCUCACUGCGUGGCAGUGGAGUUAUGACCCUCAAAAAAUUGAAUUCUGGGUCAUGUGUAAUUCUGUUACAGGAGGCAGCCAGCAGAGGUUAAUAUCCAGGAUACACCCUUAUGGUUCUGCUAGCGAGACCAUGAAGUGAUAGGGGAUGAAUUGGAUGAUGCAAAAAGAUUGAAAUUGAUAGAUCAAACCAUGGAAUUUCGUUAUCAUGUGAACAAACCUGGUGGAGGUAAAAUUCUCAAGUAUUUCCAGUGCUUGCUUUUUUUUUUUGUGUAAAAUUAAAAAAAUUAUGAAAGUGUACUGUGAAUAUUAGACCCAUCAAUUAUCGACAUAAGCUGUGAAUAAAUGGUUUCUUCAUGGGUGCAGUUUGUCUCUA